Anopheles coustani is the source of this 5475-nucleotide messenger RNA. RefSeq names its product protein qui-1. The record is from RefSeq and is a predicted model, not a curated record. Bases 1 to 5475 code for a protein of 1824 amino acids. Gene Ontology annotation, molecular function: protein binding. NCBI's taxonomy places the organism in Eukaryota, Metazoa, Arthropoda, Insecta, Diptera, Culicidae. The transcript has 18 exons.
AUGGCGACGGCGAUAGAGGAAGCAGUGUAUAACGCUCUACGGGGCCAUCACAAUGAGCACACGAAGCUUCCAUCACCGCGCAUAAUAAAAAUCUACGUUGCCAGUCUGAAGGAUGAUUUCAAAGAGGAACGUCGGCUGCUGCUGGAAGUGAUCGGUCCGGACCUGCAAUCGUUGUACGAUGAUCGACAAAUUGAGGUUGAAAUAGUGGACAUUCACUUCGGCACCGGAGGUGAUGGAUGGACGGCCGUCGAUUUGGACCCGUACGUGCUCGACGAUCACCUGGAGGAGAUCGAAACGUGCCACGCCGUGUCGAAGAGCGUAUUUUUAAUCGUACUGCUUGGGUCACGUUUGGGUAAUUUUUUACUGCCAACCAAAGUCGACCCAGGCGUUUUGACGGCCAUUGCGAAGCGAUCCAGCGCCACCGAAGACGAGUGCCUCCGGAAGUGGUAUCGGAGUCUCGAGACGGACGGGGAAGGAUGCUACCGGCUCGCAACGGACUACAGGACGCUGGCACGCGACGAGUGGACGGCGGAAAGCCAACGGCUGCGCGAGCUGCUAGAGAGGAAAAUUGACGAAAUUCUUCUGGCGGGGAUAUCUGAAGACGCCGCUGCGACAACGGAGGGCGCGUCCGGCGGGGAGCAAUUCUGUGAUAAUCUGAAACGACUGAAAACCAGAGCUAUCGCACGGGAAAUUGAAAAGGGUUUAGCGUGCUCGCCGGGACGCAUUUUGGCACUUUUCCGGCAAUGGAAGAACGGUUCUACCGAGCACGAGGACCCGGACCCGGAUACCGAGCAGCUGCGGGCCAACCUGGACGCCACUCUACCUGCCAGCAACCGCCAGACGCUCACCGUUGAUUGGGCGGAAAAUGGCAUCGACCCGGAGCGGGAGUGUCACGAUCUCUACCUGGUGGGCUUCAAGAACAAAAUGUUCGAGAUGAUGAAAUCUGCCAUCGAUCAGGACCUGGCCAAGGACCCGAACGGCGGCAAGGGGCGCAAAAAGACGGUACAGGAAAUAUUCCACGAACACUCGACGCACAUCAUGUACUUAAAUGAGCACCUGAGUGCAAACAGAUACAACUCGUCCAAGGUUCCGGAGCGGAUACGGCAGAACGUGUUGCUGAACUUCCGCUCCGGCAGCCGCCACCCGCCCUACUUCAUCCACGGUGGGCACGGGAGCGGCAAGAGCACGCUGCUCUCGCACGUCUACGCCCAGCUGACGGACUGGUUCGAGCACACGAAGGUGCACCGGGUGAUACGGUACGCGGCGGCCACCCCGCGCUCGGCCUACAACCUGGAGUUGCUGCGCGUCGUCUGCCAGCAGCUGGCCAUCAUCCUCAAUCUGCCGGAGGGCUACCUGCCGAAGGACGCCUCCUUCGAUCCGCUCUACAUCAACAACUGGUUCCAGAACCUGCUGAAGCACUGCGAGGACCUGCACAACGAGAUACUCUUCCUGUUCAUCGACGACCUGCACCGGCUGAACCCGCUCGACUGCGACAUCGUGGCCGCCCUCUCCUGGCUCCCGAUCAGCCUGCCCUGGAACGUGUUCCUCGUCGUGUCCACCACCGUGCCGAUCGAGUCACUCAAGCUCACGCCGAUGCAGAAGGAGCGCUUCCGCUGUUCGGACUACUUCUUCGACCUGUCGCUGGAGCAGAACGAAACGCUGGUCCACCCCUGGGCCCCGAGUGCGGAGUCCGCCGGUCCCGGAGAGGUUUCGGACGUAAGCUUCGCUCAACGCGUCAACGCCGUGUUCGACGCCAUGGAGCAGCGGUUUGGUGUGAAGGGCUUCAGCCGGCUGGCCAUCUACAUCACGUGCUCGGAGUACGGUUUAACGGAGACGGAGCUGCUGGAGCUGCUGAUGCCGACGCAGGACGCGGACGUGGCCAUCGACAGCAGCGAAGGGGAGUUUAACUUUUCCACCUUCCGUACCAUCCGCAACCAGAUGAGGCUGGUACUGCGGGAGAAGCUGAUGUCCGGUAAGCUGUUGAUUGUCUGGCGGCACAGCAUAUGCUCGGAGAUUAGCCGGGCUCGCUACAUGACGCCGGACAUCGCCCGUUCCAUCCACUCGGAGCUGGUGAACCUGUUCUUCCCGCCGGACGGCGACGACAGCGACGACAUCUCCACCGAGCAGCACAGUAGGAAAUCGAGUAUGCAGACACAGCAGGACGACAAUGUGACGCAAGUGCUAAGCCUGGGGCUGGACAUUUCCUACAGCAUACGGCACGUGGAGGAAGCCUGGCAUCAUCUGAUCAAGUCGGAGGACACGAAAAAGCUUAAGGAGAUUGCCGUGUGCAACUUUGACUUCCUUCUCGCCGCGGUUCAAACGGUGUCCAUCAGCUAUCUGCGCUGCCUAAUCGAGCACGUCCGCUGCUACAUCCUGGACCGGGACAUUGAGCUGGUGUACUACACGAUCCGGAAGUCCAGUGACGUACUGACUCGCGACCCCAUGCAGCUCGGGGCUCAGUUGAUUUCGUGGUUGAAGUCGGUAUCAGCCCACGAGGGGCCGCAGGCUCUGCUGAGUGUCACCGUGCAGUCGGCGACGGCCUGGUGCGAUGGCUACACUGUGCCCUUGCUGGUUCCGCUGACUGGUUGGCUUCCGGUUCCGUUGCCCAGCCAGAUCCGCUGCAUGACCGUGCCCGGGCCGGGUCCAGUCCGCUGCAUCGAGGUGUCGCCGUCCAAGCAGCAUCUGAUUCUCUCGCCAAAGGUCGGCGAUCCACAGCUGUGGCACAUCAUGAGCAACAGCCUGGUGCAUUCGUUCAAAGGUCACAGUGGUCCAGUAACGUACAUGAAGGUCCAGUCGCAGUAUCUGAUCACGGCGUCGGAGGACACAUCCGUUAUUGUCUGGGACAUGAAGACGCUGACAAUGAAGUUGAGAUUACGAGAGCACAUCGCACCUGCCUUAUGCGCUACGUUGGCAUUGGAAAACAAAUACGUCAUCAGCGGAAGUGAUGAUUCCAGUAUUAUUAUUGCCCUACUCGAAAAUGGAAAACUGGUGACGAAAAUCGAUCAUCAUCGCGGUCCGGUGACGUCGCUGCACGUGAGCUACCCGAGCGAGGUGCUGGUAUCGUCCAGCCAUGACGCUACCGUUUGUCUGUGGUCGCUGGAAAAUUUCAACCUUCUCAACUGCAUUCAGCUGGCGCAACCGGUCCUCAACACACAGAUUUCCAGCGACUCGACAUUCCUUCUGGUGCACUGCGCUGACAACGGUUUGUAUCUUCGGUCGCUGACCACGGGGACGGAGCUGCACGCCCUGAAAGGCCACAAAUCGAAGGUACGGGCGCUCUGUAUUGCCAUGGACAGCCAGCGCGCGAUCGUUGGUGGCGAGGACACGAGGGCGCUGAUCUUCGACAUGCAUUCCGGCCGGAUGAUCCGGUCCCUGCCACCGAACCCGGGCGCCGUCACUGCGGUGUACGUGAUGGAGAAGGACGACUACCUCAUCACGGCCGGCGGCAACAAGAUCACGUUCUACUCGUUCCGCAACGAAGAUUCUAUCGUCAAUUUCUACCCGAAGAAGAAGAAAACGCUCAAGAAGUUCCACCGGAACCGACUCGCUCUGCAGUCCACCUCCAGCCCGGUGAUCUGCUUCGACCUGUCGCGCGACUCCACCAUGGCCGCGGUAGCCUCCAGUCGCUGCGUGCAGAUCUGGCAGCUGAACACCCCGGAGCUGACGAGCAUCCUCGAGGGUCACACAGCGACGGUGUCCUGCGUGAGUUUCGCCCCGAACUGCGAGCUGGUCGCGUCCGGCUCGGAGGACAAAACGGUGAACGUAUGGAGUCUCGCGCUGGGCACGGUGACGGCUACCUUCAAGGGUCACGCCACGUCCCUCACCUCGGUGACGUUCAUGAUGGACUCGCGACGCAUCAUCUCGGGCGACCGGGACGGCGCACUGUAUGUGUGGAUCGCCGACUCGGGCAUCAUCCUGCAGAACGUCCAGGGUCCGCACAAGUGCCUGUCGGUGACGAACAACAUGAAGUUCGCGGUGUGCACCAACGGCGACACCAGCUUGCGCAUCUGGUCGCUGACCCGUGAGGACGAGAAGUACACGGUGUCGCACUCGGACGAGAUCACCUGCUUCGUCAUCACGGCCGACUCGCUGUACGUCAUCACCGGGUCGCGCGAUAUGUCGCUGAAGGUAUGGCAGGCGACGGGCGGUAAGUUGGCGCAGGUUCUCGUAGGCCACACGGACGCCGUCACGUGCGUCGCCGUUUCGGUGACGACCAAGAGCCAGGUCAUAUCCGGCUCCAAAGACUCGAACCUGAUCAUCUGGGAUAUCCACACGGGCGAGGAGAUUCACACCCUCGCCGGCCAUCUUGGGCCGGUUACGUGCGUGAAGGUGUCCGCUGAUGGUACAACGGCCGUGUCCGGCAGCGAUGACAAGACGCUGAUCGUGUGGGAAACGAAGCGGGGACUGGCAUUGACCUCCCUCCAGUUGCACGUUCAGUUCACGCGCUUCGACAUCAGCCUGGAGUGUUCGCGAAUCGUUGUCCAGCUCGUCGACAGCUCGUGCCUGCCUAUAAUCUGCCUGCACAACUCGCCGGCAAGCUACAUGAAGCUGCCUACCUACUCCGCGCCGGCCAGAGACGUGGAGGACUUGCGACCGGCCGGUCCGAAGCGACCCGCACGCCGACUUCUGAAGAAGGAGGUAUCGCUGGAUACGUACACCUGGCAGAAGAAGUACGCCCAUCUGACGUCAUCGGUGAUGAUGGCGCAGGUCGAUGAGCGGCUGAAGCGGCGCUUCUCGGUCUCCGCCAGCAUGGAGGAGAUCUCGAAGCUGGCCGAGUCCAAAACCGUCGAGUCACAGGCCAACCUAGGUCCGGAGCAGGCAGCCCUCGCACAGUCCCAGCACUUCGAUCAGCUGGAGGCGUUGUGGAACAAAAGAUCACCUCCGAGGCGCAGGAUGAACGCAUCGCUCUCACGUCAGUCUUCGCUGGUGGAGGAUCGCAUCGACUCCUCGGACGAGGACGAGUUCCAGGAGGAACGUUCAGGUAUGUCCCACAAAGUAGCCCUCUGUCACGCCUGGCGCCCUCUUUCGCUUUCGGUAGAUGCAUGGACCUGUUCUAGUCUGUACUCCUCAACUUCUUCUACCAACACCCAAUACAACCAACCGAGCCACCAACAGCUACAGUACCACUACCAUCAGUACCAGCACCAGCAUCAGCCCGACCUGCUGCGGGAGGUGCUGUUGCUGCGGAAGCAAAACUCGGUGCCGACUGGUGGCAAUCCGGGAUCCGAUCCGUCCGACGAACGCCUAAAACUGUCCUCUACCGAAACCGACCUGCACGCACUGUUCCGCCACUGUACGUUCGGGACACUGAGCUGCCACUCUGGGCGCUCCCGGCAUGGCCCGACCUCUGAGGCCGAACAGUACCACGUCCGUCGGCGUAAGUCUCGCUCGAUCGAUAACCUUGGGUGUGAGGUGACGGUGUUCAACCAGCGGUACCGAACCAAUCCGAUGUCUAGAUCCUGUCUAAUGCAGUAG